AUGGCACCAGCAAUCCCUCCAGAGCUUACCUUCGACCUCCAGAACAUCCACACCGCUCUUGAAUAUACUGUCGCCGACCAGGAGGCCCUCGUCAACAUCAUCGGACGCAGAGAGUACCAGCAGUUGGUGAUCAUUGCUCGCCAGUACAAAACCUCGUACGGAGUCGAUCUGGCUGUGGAGCUUGACAAGAAGAUCAUUGGAAGCUUGGGAUCAUUACUCGCCGGUGCCUGCCAGCACAAGGUCCUUGCCGAGGUCCAGUAUCUCCACAAGGCCGGUAAGUCCAACCGCAAGUACGAGACCCUCAGAAAGAAGGACACCGCCAUCGAAGUUUUCUGCGAGAUUCUUGUGGGAAGAACUUCAGAAGAGAUUGCUGAACUCAAGGAGGCUUUCACUGCUGUUCACAAGGCCGACUUGAAAGAGCACGUUCUCUCGUUCUGCAAGGUUAAUGAGACCAAGGCCUUCUUUGUUGCCAUCCUCGAGCCAAAGGAGGAAAAGCCACUGGAGAACGUCGAUGGGGCCAUUGAAAAGUUGCACAAGCUGCUCGAGGCCAAGGACCUCAACGGAUCGCUCCAGUACGUCUCCUCCCUGACCACCGCCCAGCUCAACACCGUCAUCCGCACCUACAACUCUCUCCACCACAAGGCCCACGUCGUCACCACUAUUGACAAGAACAUCGCCCCCUUCCACAAGGGCGAGGUCCUCGACCUGCUCUUAUACACCGUCAUGCAAGCUGGUGACCCUGCUCGCCAUGUCGCCCUUCGCUUCGAGGAGUCGAUGGAGGGUGUGGGAACCAACGAGGAUCAUCUCUCGCGACUUGUGAUCAGAAACCGUGGCAAGUUCAUGGAGAAGGUCAAGGCAGCCUACCAUAUGGACUACAACCGCACUCUUGCCGACCGCAUCCGAGGCGAUACAUCUGGACUUUACAGCCACUUGCUCUGCCAUUUGAUCCACCAGACUAUCUAG
Linnemannia hyalina is the source of this 963-nucleotide messenger RNA. The record is from the annotation of a GenBank genome assembly. NCBI's taxonomy places the organism in Eukaryota, Fungi, Mortierellomycota, Mortierellomycetes, Mortierellales, Mortierellaceae.